Camelina sativa (false flax) is the source of this 1795-nucleotide messenger RNA. The record is from RefSeq and is a predicted model, not a curated record. NCBI's taxonomy places the organism in Eukaryota, Viridiplantae, Streptophyta, Magnoliopsida, Brassicales, Brassicaceae.
AAAAAUAAUCUUGUUAAAAAUUCUUGUCUGUGAUCUCUCUCACGAGAGACUAUAAAUAAUGGAACACGAGGAGCACGUUAAGCAUUUAAAAUUACUAUGGCAUUCAAAGCUAUUCUCUUUCUGGGUUCACUUCUCGCCGCCGUGAUUGCUUCUCCGAUCACCGUCAAUGGUGGAUCAGUGUGCCCUCAGAGUUCCCCGUUUGGUCGAGGUAGCUUUCCCGAUGGUUUCUUGUUCGGUGCUGCCACUUCUGCUUUCCAGCAUGAAGGUGCACCAGAAGAAGGAGGUCGAGGUUCAAGUAUUUGGGACUCGUUUACUCUUAAACAUUCAGACAGGAGCAAUAACCUUGAUGGCAGGCUGGGAGUUGAUUUCUAUCAUCAUUAUAAGGAAGAUGUUCAACUAUUGAAAAAGCUGAACAUGGAUGCCUUUAGGUUCUCUAUUUCUUGGUCAAGGAUUUUUCCCCAUGGGAAAAAGGACAAGGGAGUGAAUGAAGCUGGAGUUAAAUUCUACAAUAAUCUUAUCAACGAGCUCAUUGCAAAUGGUGUAAAGCCUAUGGUUACAUUGUUUCAAUGGGAUGUACCUCAGGCUCUCGAAGAUGAAUAUGGUGGUUUCUUGAGCGACCAUAUUUUGGAGGACUUCCGGGAAUUUGCGAAGUUUGCCUUCAACGAAUAUGGUGACAGAGUGAAGCAUUGGGUUACUAUAAACGAGCCUUAUGAAUUUAGUCGUGGUGGAUAUGAGACUGGAGAGAAAGCACCAGGAAGAUGUUCUAAAUAUGUCAAUGAGAAGUGUGUUGCUGGCAAGUCUGGACAUGAAGUUUACACCGUUAGUCACAAUCUUCUGUUGGCUCAUGCCGAAGCUGUAGAAGAAUUCAGGAAAUGUGGAAAGUGCAAAGGUGGGAAGAUUGGAAUUGUUCAAAGUCCAAUGUGGUUUGAACCUUAUGAUAAGAAAUCCAGCUCAAAUGCUCCAGAGGAGAUAGUGAAGAGAGCAAUGGACUUCACUCUAGGCUGGCAUAUGGAACCAAUAACACAUGGAGACUACCCUCAGACCAUGAAAGAUAUUGUUGGUGCUCGAUUACCAUCGUUUACGCCUGAGCAGAAGGAGAAACUGAAGGGUUCUUACGAUUUUGUUGGUAUCAAUUACUUCACUUCUGCGUUUGUUGCUCAUGUGGACAAUGUUGAUCCAGAGAAACAGAGUUGGGAAGCUGAUUCUCGCUUGCAGUUACAUUCAAGUAACUCAGAUGGGUUCAAGAUUGGUUCUCAGCCGGCAAGUGCAAAGUAUCCAGUUUGCGCAGACGGGCUAAGAAAAGUUUUGAAAUACAUCAAAGAGAAGUAUAAUGACCCAGAAAUCAUAGUCACUGGAAACGGGUAUAAGGAGACGCUUGAGGAGAAAGAUGUACUUCCUGAUGCACUCAGUGAUAGUAACAGGAAGUAUUAUCAUAUGAGACAUCUCAUGGCUUUACUCGGAGCAGUCUGCGAGGACAAGGUUAAUGUUAAAGGUUACUUUGUGUGGUCACUUGUGGAUGGACUAGAGUGGGAAGACGGAUACAAGACGAGGUCUGGACUGUACUAUGUAGACUAUGGACACAAUUUGGGACGGCAUGAGAAACAAUCUGCCAAGUGGCUCUCCAAACUCCUUGAGAAAGUCACGAUUGAGUCAAAGAUCGAGUCGGAAUCAAGGAAAGAGUUAUGAAUGAUAGGAGAAUAAGUAACCUUUAAGCCCAACGAUCUAUGUAGUUUAUAUAUAUAAAUAAUAAAGAAGGAACUUGUGUUUCGUAAUGAUCAAGUCACCCGUUUAGUAA